Elaeis guineensis (African oil palm) is the source of this 1669-nucleotide messenger RNA. Its product is annotated as 7-hydroxymethyl chlorophyll a reductase, chloroplastic. Gene Ontology annotation, cellular component: chloroplast. Gene Ontology annotation, biological process: chlorophyll cycle. Gene Ontology annotation, molecular function: 7-hydroxymethyl chlorophyll a reductase activity. NCBI's taxonomy places the organism in Eukaryota, Viridiplantae, Streptophyta, Magnoliopsida, Arecales, Arecaceae. The record is from RefSeq and is a predicted model, not a curated record.
GCUGCCUUUUGGAAGCAGCGAGGAUAGCCCCUCUCUCUCUCAGCCUCCCAUCCUCUCCACUCCUCCUUGGCCAUGGCUGCCCACUGCUCCUCCUUCCUCGUUCCUUUCUCCAUCCGCUCCUCUUCUUCACAAGGGAAAGCUUCCAAGCCCGUGAAGCUCAGAGACGACUGGAGGCAGCGCUCCAAGCCCAUUCCUCCCGGCGGCGUGUACCCCGCUAAGGAUCAUUGCAGUCGGUGCGGGCUGUGCGACACUUACUACAUCGCUCAUGUGAAGAAUGCGUGCGCUUUCUUAGGAGACGGCAUGUCCCGGAUCGAGGUUUUGGAACCAACAGUCCACGGAAGAGGAAGACAAGAGGGCUCGGACGAGACAUACUUUGGUGUUCAUGAAAAGUUGUUGUAUGCUAAAAAGACUAAGCCAGUAGAAGGAGCUCAAUGGACAGGAAUUGUAACAACAAUUGCAGUAGAAAUGCUGAAAUCUAAGAUGGUGGAAGCUGUUGUUUGUGUACAGAGUGACCCAGAGGACAGACUUGCUCCAAGACCUGUAUUGGCGAGGACACCUGAUGAAGUUUUUGCAGCAAAAGGCGUUAAGCCAACACUAUCUCCUAAUCUGGAUACCCUUGCUCUAGUUGAGGCAGCUGGAGUAAAGCAUCUUCUUUUCUGUGGUGUGGGGUGUCAAGUGCAAGCAUUAAGAUCAGUUGAGAAACAUCUGGGCUUGGACAAGCUUUAUGUUCUGGGUACCAACUGUGUGGAUAAUGGAACUCGUGAGGGGCUAGAGAAGUUCUUAAAGGCUGCAAGCAGUAGCCCAGAAACUGUUUUACAUUAUGAAUUCAUGCAAGAUUACCAGGUUCACAUAAAACAUUUGGAUGGCCAUAUUGAAGAGGUUCCUUACUUUUGUCUUCCAGCUAAUGAACUAGUUGAUGUUAUCGCACCAUCCUGCUACAGUUGCUUUGACUAUACAAAUGCAUUGGCGGACUUGGUGGUGGGCUAUAUGGGUGUGCCAAAAUAUUCUGGAUUAAGCAUGACUGAGCACCCACAGUAUAUCACUGUCAGGAAUGAACGAGGAAGGGAAAUGCUUAGCCUGGUAGAAAAUCUUUUGGAUAUCACUCCUACAAGAAGCAGUGGAAACAGACAACCGUUUGUCAUGGAGACUGUUAAAGCUGAUGAUAAGGCGAAAUUAGGGAAUGGUCCUUCUCAGCCAGCUCCUAGGUUGAUUGGUAACAUUAUAGCAUUUCUUCUAAACUUGAUUGGUCCAAAGGGUCUGGAAUUUGCUCGCUAUUCAUUGGAUUACCAUACAAUAAGGAACUACUUGUAUGCAAAUCGACAAUGGGGAAAGCAAAGAGCUGACAGGCACAUCCCCUCCUAUGCAAAGAGGAUUGUGGAAACUUAUAACACCGAUGGGCGUAUUAAUAGGAUGCUUUCAGAAGAUUGAUUUGUCACUCUGUAGGUACUCAUCUGCUCUCCAACCAGAUGGUAGUUAGCGCAAAUAAUGAUUAGGAAUGUGGAAUCCUUACUUUACUGAAAGUUUAGUUGUAUCAUAUUUCCUAGCUUAUUCAUUGCUUAUCAGUUCAAUGAGGACUGCGGUAUUGUUGGGUGCCCUUAAAAUAUCUGUAUUCAUAACAACCAUUUUGCUUGUUUCAUAAAUGAGGCCUACGUUUUUAUACUUUUGGAAA